CUAAUUGUCAUCAGUUUCUUUCAUGGGAAAUGUCCUACGAAGAACUGCCAAACUACAAGUCCAUACACCGACUAGUACCGAUAUUGUAGCAGUUAAAGUACGACAUAUUUUAUUACCAAACGAGAAAUUGUUACAACAGUGUGAAGAACAAAUCCAAAAAGGCAAGUCUUUUGCUGCAGUAGCACGGGAAUUUUCUGCUUGUCCUUCUUCUUCGAGAGGUAAUAGUGACCUGCACACAACUCUCUUUGGAUAUCUCAAGGUGAGUUUAGGAGGAGACUUGGGUUGGGUUCCAAGAGGAAGUCUUCAAAAAGACUUUGAAGCUGCCUGUCUGUCUGCCAAAGAAAACCAGCUACAAUCUGUAAAGACAACGUUUGGUUUUCAUCUAUUUCUAGUCGAAGCGAAAAAGACGAAGCUUUCUUUUGAACAACCAACCCAACCGUCUACCCAAGUCUCCGAAGCGCUUCGUCUAUUGAGCGGUAGCAUCGUUACUCGAACAGUGCCUGAAGCACAUCCUUCCUGGGCACUAAAGUCAAAGAAAGAAAUAAAGACAGGGCCCAAGGAUAGGGAUAGUGAAAAGGCAGUUUCUGGUGCACCGGGCUUUCUAACGGAAAAGGAAUUGGACCAACUCUUCGUGCGAUGGAAAAACGAUCCCAAACACUGGAAUCCUGCUCAUUUGGCUCAAGAGUACAGUUUGGAUAUCCAUCAAGUUCACCAAUUAUUAUGUUAUACUGGAGUAUGGAGUCCACAGAAAGACCGCGACGGCAAAGUUCGUGGUUAUUUAUGCUCUCAGUUUCUCAGUCCUUCCAGUUUUGAGAAAACAUACAAGGAAGGGAAACAUAGAGAGGAUACUAACGUAUCUAGGAAACGUGAUAUAUCUCAAUUUUCCAAUAUGGCCUAAAAUAUUCUCGUUGCAUUUUGUACAAUAAAAGACGAUGGAUAGAAGAACUGACUGACCAAGAAGCCCAACAAUAGGAUGCCGAUCAGAAAGCCAUUACGUGGAAGCCAAUGAUUUG
Galdieria sulphuraria is the source of this 1013-nucleotide messenger RNA. RefSeq names its product peptidyl-prolyl cis-trans isomerase isoform 2. The record is from RefSeq and is a predicted model, not a curated record. Gene Ontology annotation, molecular function: peptidyl-prolyl cis-trans isomerase activity. The transcript is spliced from 3 exons. Lineage: Eukaryota; Rhodophyta; Bangiophyceae; Galdieriales; Galdieriaceae. Bases 23 to 898 code for a protein of 291 amino acids.